AUGGGUGACCAGAGCCUUCCGCUUGAGCGUUCAUGGUACAUUGGAAAUACAUUCUUUGCAAUCCUCUAUGGCUUGCAGCUAUCGAUGUACCUUCAGUCGAUGUACCACCUCAAUGUCGACACGGCUAACCUGAAGGCAAAGCGAAGCUCUAAAGUCUUUUACAUGGCCUACUCUUCGCUGCUAUUGGUCUUGAUUACCAUCGCGUUUGCUGCAAACCUCUGGUUCGGAGAAGCCAUGUGGAUUGAGCAUCGCGAUAUCGAGGGCGGACCUGUCGAGUUUUUCGGAGAAAAUAUUGCGGCUUGGUAUAACACGUUUGGAACUGCGGCGGACGUGACAGCCAACGUGCUGGGCGAUGGAUUAAUGCUCUAUCGGUGCUUUAUUUUCUGGGGGCAUAUGAAGUUGGCAAUGGUCUUCCCAACGCUCAUUUACCUCGCAUCCGUCGCGAUGGGAAUCACGACCACGAUACAAAGCGGCCUGCCUAAUGGGAACUUCUUCCAAGGUGUGACGGUGAAUUUUGGUAUCCCAUGGCUUGUCCUCACAAUUGUGUUCAACAUCCUCGUUACUGCCAUGAUCGUCGCUCGCCUUCUCUGGGUGCAGAAUAAAAUGAGCAGCGUUCUCGGCACCGAUGUCUCGAAGCGGUACACCGGCUUGCUCGCCGUACUAGUAGAAUCAGCGCUCCCAUUCACUGUGCUUGGGAUCGUCUAUUUGGCGUUGUACAUCCGCAAUCUUCCGGAGGCUUUGUCUCUUGCCGAUAUUUGGGGCGCUGUGGUCGCAUUAUCACCGCAAGCUAUUAUCCUGAGGCUAGCAGUGGGAGCAGGGUGGACAAAAGACGCAUUUGACCGUGUGUCGACGGGUAUGGAGUUGUCUGUUGUCAACCACGGAGGCGAAGAGCAGGAGGAGUCACAACGGAGCAAAGCGUCGCAUCCUUCGUCCCAUGUCUGA
Mycena indigotica is the source of this 942-nucleotide messenger RNA. RefSeq lists its product as uncharacterized. NCBI's taxonomy places the organism in Eukaryota, Fungi, Basidiomycota, Agaricomycetes, Agaricales, Mycenaceae. The record is from RefSeq and is a predicted model, not a curated record. The transcript has 10 exons. The coding region runs from base 1 to 942 and encodes 313 amino acids.